GGAGCGGGAGGAGGAAGCGGGGGGACUCCGGAGGACCUUUCCCGGUGUUUACAGCCACGCACGGAUCGGUGCCAAAGCUGCCGGGAUGCGGCUGAGCUUGUUCAUCCUGCUCUGCCCCCGGGGAAACUGAGGCACGGGUGGGUGGGGAGGGCGGCGCUCCUCGGGAGGAGCCAAAGCUGCCGUGGGAGGUCCCACGUACCUGCCCGAACAGGUGUUUGUGGAUCCCUGGGGUCCGAUCCCUCCGCGCCUGGGGGAGCGGGGGGUUUGGGAUCCCGCUGGAGCAGCACAUGGAGAUGCGGGGUGCCCCCCCAAUCACCCCUCUGCCCUUCCCGCAGCGCUCCGACCCACGCCUGCUCUCCCAGUUCUUCUUUGCCGACGAGAGGGUGACACGGGUGGUGGCCGAGAUCAACGGGCUGGAUGCCGAGCUGGAUCCGCAGCAGUACCUGGUGCUCCUCAACCAGCUCCACCUCAGCCAGGCUCACCUGCUGGCCGUCCUGGAGCGGAUCAUGGAGGAGUGCAUCCCCACGCAGCGGCACAGCCGUGACUACCUGGUCAAGUUCCCCGAGGAGCUCUUGGUGGACAAUUUGGGGAACCACAUGCUGUUUGCUGCCGAGUGUCUCCUGGCUGGGACCUUCCUGGAGAUGGAGGAGUCAGACGGGGCACAGCUGCGACCCCAGGCCAGGAAUCUGCUGUGCAGCCUGGAGCUGGUCAGGACAGUGCUGCGGGAGCAAAGCCUGAGCCAGCCCAGCUCCUACCCAGAGCCUGUCCGGGCUGUGCUCAUCCAAUUUGACCGGCUGUUUGCAGAGUUUGAGCUGAGCUAUGUGUCCUCGCUGGUGGCAGUGAAGUCUCCUGAUGAGAUCUACAGGCAGCAGGAGAUCAUCGUGCUCUUCUGUGAGACAGUGGAGAGAGCCCUGCACCUGGGCUACCUGACCCAGGAGAUGAUUGAUGGCUACGAACCACUGCUGAUGUUCACCAUCCCUCGCCUGGCCAUUAUCAGUGGUCUCCUCAUCUACCCCGAGGGACCCCUCAGCCUGGAGCGGAGCCCUGAGGAGAUGUCCCGGGUCUUCAGCCCCUUCUACAACCUCCUGAAGAAGAUCAGGGACCUCUUGUGGGUGCUGUCAGCAGAGGAGCUCUGCCUGCUGGAGAGGAGCCUGUGCACAGCCGAACAGGAGGAUCCCUGCAGUCCAGAUGCCCCCCCAGCCUGGGGGCCAUCUGUGCCCAGUGUGGACCCCCCUGCUCCCUUCAGUCUUCUGGAGGUCCCUAAUGCCACCCAGCCACUCCCCACCUGCCAGACACGACUGGGACCCCCCAGUGCAGUGCAUGACCCGGGCACCGACCGGCAGCAGGGGCGUGCGGUGGGCAGGGAACAGGGCCAAGAUGGCAAAUCCCUGUCCACUGGCACAGGGAUAUCUCAUGCCAUCCCUGGCAUAGUGGUCACCUCCCCCCUGCGCAGUCCCCAGCCCCUUGGGAGCGGCCCAGGGACGGGGGUCAAUGCCACCCCAGGUGCCCGCUGCUCGGAGCUGCGCUCCCGCUACAGCAGCACCAAGGACAUGCUGCACACCCUCUUCGUCUGCAUCUCGGGGGUGGCUGAUCAGCUCCAGACCAACUUUGCCAGUGACAUGAGAAGCAUCUUGAAAACGGUCUUCAAGAUCGUGUGCUCGCAGGCGGAGCCCUCGGGGGAGCAGAGUUACAGCAAAGAGAAAGAUGGUGACUCCUGUGUGACAGAUGCUCCUCGUGUGGCUGACUGCCCACUGUGCUCCAGCCCUGCAGAGGCUGCCAGGCUCCGGAGGGCAGGUGCCCGCCACCUGCCCGAGUGGGUGCCGGACAGCACAUGCAGCCAGUGCUCUGCCUGCCGCUCGCCCUUCACCCUGCUGCGGCGCCGGCACCACUGCCGCAGCUGUGGGAAGAUCUUCUGUGCCCGCUGCUCACCGAAUACCGCAGUGCUGCCCUACUACGGCCAGAGCAAACCCGUACGAGUCUGCACCCACUGCUACACCACACACCUGCCGCCCGCGUCCCGCUGUGCCCGGAGCCAGUGA
Onychostruthus taczanowskii (white-rumped snowfinch) is the source of this 2039-nucleotide messenger RNA. RefSeq names its product lateral signaling target protein 2 homolog. Gene Ontology annotation, molecular function: metal ion binding. Gene Ontology annotation, cellular component: early endosome membrane. Gene Ontology annotation, biological process: negative regulation of epidermal growth factor-activated receptor activity. Bases 288 to 2039 code for a protein of 583 amino acids. The record is from RefSeq and is a predicted model, not a curated record. Lineage: Eukaryota; Metazoa; Chordata; Aves; Passeriformes; Passeridae. The transcript has 11 exons.